Molecule: messenger RNA, 1167 nt
Organism: Cuscuta campestris
Lineage: Eukaryota; Viridiplantae; Streptophyta; Magnoliopsida; Solanales; Convolvulaceae
Source: the annotation of a GenBank genome assembly
ACUCAGCCGAUCCCCAUCUAAACCACAAAGAGCGUUUACUUUCUAGAUCUCUCCAUUAGAGCCGCCAUUAAAGCUCAUCUCGACAGAGAGCUAAUCAAUCUCCAUUCGUUCCGUUUUCGCAUAAACUUAGUGUCAACAAAUCUUCUAGAACCGCCUUCAUGGCUGUUGAUCAUCAUUUCAAAAACGAAAAUAAAUCCAUCUCAGCUGCAGUAGAAGAAGACUGUGAGAAGACUACUCAGGCUUGCUUCGACUGUAACAUUUGCUUGGAUUUUGCACGAGACCCAGUCGUUACGCUGUGUGGGCACCUCUACUGCUGGCCCUGCAUCUACGAGUGGUUUAACGUCCAGGCUCGUUCGGAUGCUGACGAUCAUGUGCAAUGCCCAGUUUGCAAGACUGAAUUGUCACUCAGCUCUGUAGUCCCUCUCUAUGGCAGUGGGAAGAAGGUGCCUAAAUCUGACCAGGAAGCUCUGAUGAAAGUACCACCAAGGCCAUCUCCACAAUCAUUAUCAAUCCCCACUACUCCACGGGUUUCAUACCAAGAUCGUGUUAGUCCCAGGCCCGUGCCAUUCGACCUCGGAUUGAAUCCCCAUGUCUUGGAGAUGUAUGGCGAUAUGGUGCUUGGUAGUGUGUUGGGGAACCCCGGAGGGUUGUAUUCGUACCACCACCACUUACACGGCAGGAAUGGUAGCCCGACAAGGCUGAGAAGGCACGAGUUGCAGGCAGAUAAGUCCCUGAACAGAAUUACAUUGUUCCUUUUCUGUUGCUUCUUCAUGUGCCUGCUAUUGUUUUAGUCUUCAUCCAAUCUCUAUAUGUACACUUGUAUAAAACAAUCAUGUUGUGGCAAAUGUGCUUCCUAGUUUCUAUAUUGAUAUGAAAAAUGCUUUUUGUACACCUUCUCCUACACCACGAGUUCAUAAAACUCUUUUUUUGUUCUGGUCUAUGUGACGCUCGAACUGAGCGUCACAUAAUGUCUUUGAGAACAAUGGGCUGUCUGGUUGGAAUGGGACAGCUAAAAGACAGCUUGAAUGGAUGUGUGAAGCAUCUCUCCGAUUUCAAUGGUGGGACGAACUCACACGUUUGUUUGAGUUUGUCAAAGUCAGGCAGCUGAUGACAGAAUUAGCUGCGGCCAUGGGACCAGUGUCCACCUAAUAGAUGAGGUGUGUUUUU